Molecule: messenger RNA, 1240 nt
Organism: Loxodonta africana (African savanna elephant)
Lineage: Eukaryota; Metazoa; Chordata; Mammalia; Proboscidea; Elephantidae
Gene: TMOD4
Product: tropomodulin 4
Exons: 9
Coding region: 1-1038 (345 amino acids)
Biological process (GO): actin filament organization; muscle contraction; pointed-end actin filament capping
Cellular component (GO): myofibril; cytoskeleton; striated muscle thin filament
Molecular function (GO): tropomyosin binding
Source: RefSeq, a predicted model, not a curated record
AUGUCAUCAUAUCUGAAGGAACUGGAGAAAUACAGAGACAUAGAUGAAGAUGAGAUCUUGAGGACCUUGAGCCCCGAGGAGCUAGAGCAGCUGGACUGUGAGCUACAGGAAAUGGACCCGGAGAAUAUGCUCCUGCCAGCUGGACUGAGACAACGUGAUCAGACAAAGAAGAGCCCAACAGGGCCACUGGACCGAGAUGCCCUUUUGCAGUACCUGGAACAGCAGGCACUAGAGGUCAAAGAGCGUGAUGACUUGGUGCCCUUCACAGGCGAGAAGAAGGGGAAACCUUAUAUUCAGCCCAAGAGGGAAAUCCCAGCACAGGAGCAGAUCACCCUGGAGCCUGAGCUGGAGGAGGCACUGGCCCAUGCCACAGAUGCUGAAAUGUGUGAUAUUGCAGCAAUUCUGGGCAUGUACACACUGAUGAGCAACAAGCAAUACUAUGAUGCCAUCUGCAGCGGAGAAAUCUGCAACACCGAAGGCAUUAGCAGUGUGGUGCAGCCUGACAAGUAUAAGCCGGUGCCAGAUGAGCCCCCAAAUCCAACAAACAUAGAGGAGAUACUAAAGAGGGUUCGAAGCAAUGACAAGGAGCUGGAGGAGGUGAACCUCAAUAAUAUACAGGACAUCCCAGCACCCAUGCUAACUGAGCUGUGUGCAGCAAUGAAGACAAAUACCUACGUCCGGAGCUUCAGUCUGGUGGCUACAAGAAGUGGUGACCCUAUCGCCAAUGCAGUGGCUGACAUGUUGCGUGAAAAUCGUAGCCUCCAGAGCCUCAACAUCGAAUCCAACUUCAUUAGCAGCACAGGGCUCAUGGCUGUGCUGAGGGCAGUUCGGGAAAAUGCCACACUCACUGAGCUCCGUGUAGACAACCAGCGCCAGUGGCCUGGUGAUGCAGUGGAGAUGGAGAUGGCCACUGUGCUAGAGCAGUGUCCCUCCAUCGUCCGCUUCGGCUACCACUUCACACAGCAGGGGCCACGAGCUCGGGCAGCCCAAGCCAUGACCCGGAAUAAUGAACUACGUCGCCAGCAAAAGAAGAGAUAACACUGCCUUUUCAUCUACCAACUAGAGCUGGGAGCCCUGGACACUUAAAUCCUUAUCUAUCCCCCUUCCUGUAAAUAAAGGCCCUUCUGUCCACUCUGCCUGCCUUGGGCUUUGGGGUAGGAAUCUUGGCAAUAGCCCCCAAGGGUUACUGCCAGUUCACCAGGGGAUUAUUUAUACUCCGGGGAUCAGCAGGCAGGGAGGU